ACAAAUCAAGUGCUUUCUUAAACGCCUUAGUUCGAAGCAUAAAUAUGAAAUCUAAUGUUAUAGAUGGAAAGGUAUCACGUUUUUUUGUUGCUCGCAAAUAGGAGGUUCCAAGUGCCAUGUAUGCGUUUUGUAAAAAAGCAGGUAGUUAAAUGAAGUGUAUGAAACAAUGUAGUGAAAGAAAAUGGCAGAAGAUAUUAAAGCUGCAAACUUCAAAAUCUGUGGAGUGUGUGGUGACAAAGCAAUGGGAUAUAACUUCAAUGCAAUUACAUGUGAAUCUUGUAAAGCUUUUUUUCGUAGGAAUGCCUUAAAAACCAAAGAUUUUAAAUGCCCAUUUAAUAAUGAUUGCAAAGUGGAUGUAAUAACCAGAAGAUUUUGUCAAAGAUGUCGACUGAACAAAUGUUUAGAGAUUGGAAUGAAGAAAGAAUGGAUUUUGACAGAUGAAGAAAAGCAGUUGAAAAAUGCAAAGAUUAAAGAAAACAGACAAAAACGAUAUGUUCCAUAUCAGUGUCAUAAGAAAAAAUGUGUUGAAAGUACAAUUAAAAGAAUUCACUCAUAUAGUCCUGUUGAAGUUCGUAACAUUACUGACUUUUGUAAGCACCGUGCUCGAUUCAUUAAAAUUAAAAAAAGAAGAAAAACUCUCUUUACACCUGAGCCAUCAUGUCCAGCAAGUUUAUUGUUUGGUGAUUCUGUAGAAAAGCAAGCAGAUUCCUGCAGUGACAGUAAUGAGAUGAUGUCUCUGACCAGUGAGCAUGGGUCAGGAGUUUUUUCUGAUUCAGAAUUGAACCAGAAUAGUAUCCCUGUUACUUUAGUCUCUGAUGAAAGUGGUAUCAUUUUCAACAGUGAUAAAGAAAAACAAACAAAACAUUCCUUGGGCUCAGACUUGUCACCUAGUUUAGUGAAGACUAACUCAAAAAAGCAGUCAACACUUUCAGCUUUAAUUAACUCUAAUCCACCCUCAUCAGUUCCUAAGCUCCCAACUUCUUUGUUGGAAAAUGGAGUAGAUGAAUCACAUGUGAGUAGCUCCACUGUACAUACUGACAUACAGUCUAGCAGAGCUUCUAGGUUGAAUGGUUCUUUUGACCCAUUCAUUCCUGAUUCACUUGAUUAUUACAAAAUUUCAUCAGAUUUGAAUCCAUCACAUUUCAGCAAUCAAAGUAAAAAGGAUGACAGCAUCAUUCCACGGUCAGUCAUUGACUUAGCUGUUAAAGUUGAGUUUGAUGAUAUCCCACUUCAAAGUCAAGAUUACUGUGAGGAAAAAUUGACUGAAGCAGAAAAAGCAAAACUGACUGAGCUUAUUAUAGCAAAUGAAGUUCUUAAAAUGCCAUUAUCUUAUGGAAAUCCAGAUCCAAGCCUUUUAGAUGUUAUAAACAUGACUGAUCAUGCAAUUCGUCGGCUCAUCAAGAUGUCAAAACGCAUCUAUAGUUUCAAAACUUUAUGUCAGGAAGACCAGAUUUCCCUGUUAAAGGGAGGUUGUACAGAACUCAUGCUACUGCGAUCUGUGAUGACUUAUGAUCCAGAGAAAGACUGUUGGCAAGGUCCACAAACAGUGUCAAUCAAGGUGGAUAUUUUAAAGGAAGCAAGAGGAAACAUUUAUGAAGAACAUAAGAGAUUUAUCAAUUCUUUUGAUCCUUUGUGGCGAUCCAAUGAGAAUAUUAUGUUGAUUCUAAGUGCUAUCACUCUAUUCACUCCUGAACGACCAAAUAUUGUUCACAAGAAUGUGAUACGCUUUGAACAAGAGAGUUAUUAUUACCUUCUACAGAGAUAUCUACAUACAAUCUAUUCAGAAUGGGAAGCUCGUUCUUCCUACCUCAUGCUGAUUUCAAAACUUGAAGAACUUCACCUUUUAAAUGAAAAUCACGUUAGAAUAUUUUUGGAUGUAAAUCCAAAAGAUGUUGAACCACUGUUAAUUGAAAUAUUUGAUUUAAAACACUAGCAUUUCUUUCACUUUAGUGUAUGAACUAAUUUUUUUAAAUCUUUGAAUGUUAGUGAUUAAAAUUUAAUUUGUUGUCCAUGACAAAUAUUCUUAAAAAAAUAAAUUCUUAGAAAUUCUGGAAUAUUUCUGGUGUACGUGUAUAAUAUAUUCUUUUUAGCAAUAAAUUUAAUUAAGAAAUAAUUAUCUACAUUUUAUAUUUUCAUUGACACCAGUGAUUUAUAAUCAGUUUUUAAACUUGGAUAUUUGUGAUGUACAAGAUCGAGAUAUUUAUAUUUUAUAAUUUGGCACUUAGUAAUUUUUAGACUGUAAUAUCAUAAAGUUGCUUUCAGAAUAUACAGUGUAUGUCAUUCAUCUUUGUAUUAUUAGUGUGCAGGGUUAAUUUGGAUAAAAUUCAGGAAGGCAGGCACCGGAUUUUAACUUGCAUUUGUUGAAAUGUCUGAGUUUCUUAGUACUUUUAUCCCAUAUAUAAGACUUUAUCAUCAAUGUCAAAAUAUAAGAAAAUAUUGUUGGGGAAAAUAGUAAUGGACAGAAAACUCAGGUCGUGUAAUUAUGUAGAAUGGAGUCACUUUUUUUUGCAUUUUUGAAUCAAUAAUUUAUCUUUUAGAAAUUAUAAAAACUGCAAAAUUUGGCUGAAUAUUUUUAUAAGAAUUAUUUAAACAUUUAUGAAAAAUAUCUUUGUUUAAAUCAAGAUGAGUCCUUUGUCCAUAUUUUUAGCAUGAUGUGUAAAUGAAACAUAUCUCCAAACCAUACUCCAAAUUGUUAAAUACUUUUGGUUUGAGUAAAAACAUCUGUAGGGAACAUGUAAGUCUGUCUUUUCUCAUGUGGUGUAGUUUUAAGUUAUGUGAGUGAAAGUUGCAUACACAUUAUAUUAUUUAAAGAGUUGAAAAUAUUGUAGAUAUAUUGUUAUUUUAGUCUGUAAAUUAUCUGAUGUCAAAGCCAAAGAGAGAAAUAUUUAGUUGCUGAAUUCUAAUAUUGUAGUUUGCUGCUUUAACAAUUAUAGCUGUAGUAUUGAAACUUGUUUUUUGUUGAAAUUGCAAAAAAACUGUCAUAGUUUAUGACAAUGUAAUAAAGCUCUGUCAAAUUUGUUAGAAAGUUAAAAAAAAAGGUGUGGAAGGUAAAAAUUGAGGGACAAAAAGUUUAAUAAGUUUUGUAAUUAAAAUUAUAUAAGCCCUAACAAAAUUACAAUCCAACUUUCAAAUCUUAUUACUUUUCCUUUGCCUUCACCCACAACGAGUCAGUCAUUACUGCUAAGUCCAGACUGCCUGGAUUAAACUGAUUUCAAAUGUAAUAAAAUAUACACCUUUACCAUAUUAUUUCAGUUACUAUGUUUUAUUUGACACUUGGAACACCAUAGGAUAGAUUUAUUAGUCAUGAAUUUGAUAUUCUUAACCAUACACUUGCUAUGAGAGUGAAGUUAAUUCAUAUUAGCAUGAUGCUUCUACGAAUCAUGUAUGUAGUCUGCCAUAACUUUAUGUUCAGGCAUGACAGUUUUUUAUUUAACUUAGAUAUCUUUGAAGCCUAUUAUAACAAGAUUAUUAAAAAUUGUUGACUUUAAGGGAAACGGGGAUCUUCAACAAAUUACAGAAACAAGAUAAGUAGCUUAAAAUAAAAAUGCAGUUGCAAAAAAAAAUUACACAAGUUUAUGGCUUGAGACAUAGUAUUGACAUUAUUUCCUCAAGUUGCGAAUCCCUAUUUUGACUCCAUGUCUAAAAGCUGUGAUAUUUAGGAGAGUCAAAUUAAGGAUUUGUAGCUUUGGGAAAUAAUGUCAACAAUAUAUAUAUAUAUAUGUACAUGCAGGCUUUGUAGUUGUUUUUUUUAAGUUGUACAGCCAUAUCUAUUCAAUGUAAAUAUAAGAGAAUGUGUCAUAAUAUAAUAGGUUAUGUAUACAAAUAAGUAUUUUGAAUCUUUCUUAUAGUUGUUAUAUUUCCCCCUUCCUCUUCCUCCUCUCUUCUGGCCAUAAUAUAGUCAGUCAGGGUUUUGCUGCAGCUGACCAUAUUUCCUUUGAGUGAUAUUCUGCACACACUACAAGGGAAAGAAAGAUAGUGAUAUAAUCAAUUCAGAUUUGUUAAUUAACAUGUUUGGGUCAUGACACUUCUUCGACUUUAAGAUCUGGUGGGCUGUUACUGCCACACAAUUUAUCUGAAACUAAAUAUUUUCUAAAUAAAAUAUAUAGAUACAAAAUUUCUUCCUCAAUUUUGCCUAGAAGUGCCAUCUCCUGCUUCCACGAUUCUUGCCACUUCUUAUAGUCAGCUUCAAGGAUGGCUACUCUAUCUGCAGUAUCUAUAAAAUUUUCAAACAUGCAGUGUUGGCUAUAAUUCAACACUUGUUAUCAGCCGUCACCGUGAUUGCCAAUCUGAUGCUCGAAACUGAGCUUGGUGCAAUCUUUUAAACUACGGCUUAAAGUUUCUGUUGUAGGAGACAGCUUAGAUGUUUGUGUAAUGUUUUAAACAUUUGUGUAACAUGGUCAAAAUCGAUCAUGCAAUGAUAAAAAAAAAA
Molecule: messenger RNA, 4429 nt
Organism: Limulus polyphemus (Atlantic horseshoe crab)
Lineage: Eukaryota; Metazoa; Arthropoda; Merostomata; Xiphosura; Limulidae
Product: nuclear hormone receptor HR96-like
Exons: 3
Coding region: 182-1933 (583 amino acids)
Biological process (GO): positive regulation of transcription by RNA polymerase II; negative regulation of transcription by RNA polymerase II; cell differentiation
Molecular function (GO): zinc ion binding; nuclear receptor activity; RNA polymerase II cis-regulatory region sequence-specific DNA binding
Source: RefSeq, a predicted model, not a curated record